UUUUGACGUUUUGAUGUACUUUACACUUACACUCAUUUUUUAAUACCCAGUAGAUAAAUGAAACUGAAUACUUAUUUCUGUAAUUAUAUUUAAAGGAUUUGAUCAAAUUAUGUGUGUGUAAACUUAUCGUAACAUUUAGAAUAUUAAUUGAAACUAACCCCAUUUACUGGACUUUUAACAGGAGACAAUAAUGGCUGAUAAUCUUGUGUUGGACUGGUUAGACGAAUUUGAGUCUUUAACAGAAAGUGAGAUCCACACGUACUCCAGCGAACAAGAACAUAAUCAUGAAGUCAUGAUAGCACUUUACAGUGUUUUAUCUGAACCCCAUAAAUACAAAUCUGAUCAUUUAAUUGAGGGCAUUUGUCAACAGUUAUUAAACUUCUACAGAUCUGGCGAAACCCACUUAAAAAGGUUUACAAUCCAAUUUAUUCCUACUCUAGUAUUUUUACACCUUUCAGAUAAAUCAUACUCUGCAGUCCAAACACUACUAGUGAGUUUAUACAAUCUAGAGGUAAUAGAUUCAAAAGGUCAGCCACGGACUCUAUCCUUCAGGAUACCGAGUAUAGCUCAGUCUUCGAUCUUCCAUGACUCCAACAACUUAGAACCGGCCUUUAUAGCUGAAACUUCCCUUAGGAGAUGGGAAGAAUGUAAUACGAAAUUAGUAAGUUGGGGUCCCCUACCCCAAGUUGAUUGUCUGAAUGCUCAGAACAGGCAACGAGUUGCAACAGCUCUGAUUUUUUUGUACAAUCAACAAAUAGCCAAUGUUAUAAUACAGGGAAUAGAACAUACUUGUAGAGGAAUUUCUAGGUUAAUAACACAAGGAUUCAGCAAUCAACCAGACAGCAAUAGGAGCUCAGUAGCUAGUGACAGUAGUAUUCAACACGGAAUUACGCCAAGGGUCCCAGUUUCUAGUCCUCUUUUAAUCGAACUGCUCCAUAUAAUCUACCAUGCAGCAGAAAGAUGUGCAUCUGGUGGUCUCCAAGCGCUUCAUGAUGUCAUAUAUAGGGCAAAGUAUGAAUCUUACACGGAGGUGCUGUUAGCUGGUAACGCCAUCAAAAAUCUCAUUCAUAACUCACCUUCGAUAUCUGGUAGUGCUCCUAGGCCGUCCCAUACCCAUAGCAUAUCAAAAUCUAUGAUAACAAAUGCUUCGUUCAGGACGAAAAAGCUUCCUGAUGACAUUCCGAUUCAAGAUCCCAACCAAACGGCCCAAGGUGAAGCGACGCUGGACUCGAUCACCGAGGAGCUGGAGGAAACCGAAAAGUCGAAGAGUAAAGGCGCUCUGAAGCACCUGACUAAAAUACCGGGUAUCGGUAAGAAACACAAAGCGAAAAACACCCCACACGGCGACCAGGUCGACUUGGCCAGUAGCGGAGAGGCUAAUAACGAAAAUUUAUCGAUUGAUUCUAACCAUACUGUUCACGUUAGUGCUGUCUAAUGCAGGUUCUAGAAUUAUAAAUAGAUGAAUAUGAUGUAGGUUAGAAGAAAUGGGGUAUCUAGGGGCCGAUUGUAGAUCAAUAUUUAGAAACAAACAAUAUGGUGCCUGGUAUAAAACUAAUUUUAACGAUAUUCUUCAUUCCUGUAAAAUAGUACUUUUUCGGUACUUAUUUACUAUUAAUAUACAGCACACACGAGUUGAUAGAGUUUGAAACGAUGUUGAAAUGGAAACGGUAUUGAAGUCGUGUAAUAUCAACAAGAAUCUACAAUUAAUAAGUAUUUUGAAAAUACUACUUUACUUGUGUUGCUUUCUGCACGUACGAUGGCAUCUAUAUAACAUAUGAGACCAUCGGAAGGGCAGUAUGGAUAAAUACGUUCAAUCUAGAACUCACUGGUUUCUCCUCUUCGAAUGACUGUGUGUUUAUUACACACAAAUAACAGGCAAGAAGAUUGUAUGUAGCUCUAUUUAAAACAAGUAAAAUAAAACAGAAUAGCAUA
Messenger RNA from Diabrotica virgifera virgifera (western corn rootworm), 1932 nucleotides. RefSeq names its product hyccin (gene Hyccin). The transcript has 6 exons. Gene Ontology annotation, cellular component: plasma membrane. Gene Ontology annotation, biological process: protein localization to plasma membrane; phosphatidylinositol phosphate biosynthetic process. The record is from RefSeq and is a predicted model, not a curated record. Bases 191 to 1435 code for a protein of 414 amino acids. NCBI's taxonomy places the organism in Eukaryota, Metazoa, Arthropoda, Insecta, Coleoptera, Chrysomelidae.